UCCACCCAUACGGCCUCCUCUCUGAACACCUCCACACCCUCACACGUACUCUUUGCCAUGCAGGAGGUGUAACCCUCCAUCCUCUUCUUCUUUUGUGCACCAUCGGAGGAGACAUAAAACAGAAGAAAAACAGAAAUCCCAACCUGUAACCAGUCAAGAUGUCAGACCCUGAUCCCUCCUCGCCGGCAGACGCACCGCUGCCACUCACCUCCCCCCGAACAUCCCUGCAGCUCUCCUUCCCCUUCCUGAGGGAGGGCAGUCGGGUUUGGGAGAGAGAGAGGAAACCGCCUCAGCCAGGAGAGCUGCCCAGCCCGCUGCCCACCAAACGCACCCGCACAUACUCAGCGACAGUGCGAGCUAAAUCAGGUCCAGUAUUCAAAGGGGUGUGUAAAAACUUCUCCAGGUCUCAGGGUCAUGGAUUCAUACGCCCCUCUCGCGGAGGAGAGGACAUCUUUGUCCACAUCUCUGACAUUGAGGGAGAGUACGUGCCUAUGGAAGGGGACGAGGUCACGUACAAGGUGUGCCCCAUCCCGCCCAAGAAUCAGAAGAUCCAGGCUGUCGACGUGGUGAUCACCCACCUGAAUCCGGGCACCAAGCACGAGACCUGGUCAGGUCAGAUCAUCAGCUCCUAGACCAGCGCUCCAGGUUGCGAGGCUGCAAAGGCAAAGGGGGAUUUGGAUUUAAUUUUAAGUGUAAUGUUUUCAGGGUGUGAGGUUUGGGACCAGGUCUUGGGAAUAAGGACUGGAGCUGGGUGUAGCAUGGGGCUUGGUUGGUUAUGGGGGUUUGUGAACAUUUGCGUAUAACGGUUAGGUUUGGAAAUCAAGCUUUGAAUGUAUUUGGUUGAAUGUUUUCCUUUGAAGGUCAUUGUUUCAUCAUUUGGUUUGAAUGUUUUAUUUUCGGGUUUAAAAGUUUGGGUUUGAAGGUUAGAGUUCAGGGCUUGGCAUUAGCAUUUUUAAUUUGACCUAGAGAAUAUAUUUCAGUUUGGAAAUCAGUGGUUCUUAACGAAGCAAUGUCUUCAAUGAGAUAGGAUGGUGAAGAGGCCGAAUCACAUUUUGAGCAAAUUUGGCCCAAUUUAGCGAUAUUGGCACUCCAUGGGCACACCACAUAUGGGAGAAUUUAAGGGGCCAGCCUUAAUCCCCCUUUUAUUUUCACUCAUUUUACAACUAAGCAAAGCACUGAGAACAAUGAUGUGCCAUCACUGCCAAAAGUCAUGUGACAAACAUCUGAUUGAAAAAUGUACAAUUUAGCCAUAUUGUGUCUGUUUACAACAGCAGAUGGAGAUGGUUGCCUCGCAUAAGAACAUCUAAUCAAAAGGAAAUGAAAGAAAAUUACAUUUGUAACAACACUUUCUUUUGUUUAUGAUCAGGCUUGGCUUAGAAGGAGCAGCUGCUUAGAUCUGCUUUCAUCUCACUGCCUUCAGAAAAUUGAAACAUUUUCAAGGUGGUCUGACAUAACACAAAACCCUGCUAGUGCAUGUCUGCCAAAUGACAACAGCGAACGCAGUUGCAGUGGAAAAUAAGCUUGAAAAAGAUCCAAAUUGCUCUUAAUGGCCUCGGCCUCAGGAGCUCUGAUGAGCUCUACAUAUAAGGAAUUACUUUCCUUCUUAAUAUUGUAGCACUACUGUAUUUUGUCUACUUGGCAAAUGUAGAAAUCCAGUAUUAUUGUAGCCAGCUCCUAUGACGGUCUUAAGUUUUGGUGGUAGAGACAGUAGCUGGAUGUUGUGUGGGCCUGCCACUGAAAAACCAGGCCAGAGGGUUUGGGGAAGGAAAGCAGAGAAGGAGAAAGGUCAGGGAAAGGGCAGAGGAUGGAGUGAUUAGCUGUAGAUGUAGCCUACUAGAGCACAUACAGUUUGAUUUGCAAUGUUACAAAGCAAGUGUAAGAAGGAACUAUGAUUAAAGUCAGCAGUUAUCAAACUAUGGGUUAUCAGAUAACUUGAUAACAAAUAAGAAUUAGCUUUGGGAAGUACGCUUAUUCGCUGUCUUGCAGAGUUAGAUGAGAAGAUACCACACUUUAUAUCUGUAUGCUAAAUAUGUAGCUGCAGCCUGCACCCUGUUAGCUUAGUUUAGCGAAAAGACUGCAAACAGGGAAACAGCUAGCCUGACUCUGUCUGAAGGUUACAAAAAGCACCUACCAGCACCUCUAAGACUCAGUAAUACACGUUUUAUCUCACUUAUUUAAUCAUACAAAAAAUGUGUAAAUAACAGUCUCUAUGCAAAGCUAAACUAACUUGCGGCUAGCUGUACCUUCAUAUUUAGCGUACAGACAUGAGAGUGGUAUUGUUCUUUUCAUCUAACUCUCUGCAACAAAAUGGAUAGAUAAGUGUAUUUCCCAAAAUGCUAAACAAUUUCUUGAAUUCAUUCACAAACUUUAUCAUUAAAAAGAUAAAGUUUAAAUGGCCGGAUUUGUCUCACGUUUCCUAUCGCUGUGAUAAAUGACUCCCUCUUGUGAAAUACUGUAUUUGCAGCCUUGAGGCUCUUAUUUUUCUUAAUGUCAAUCAAGUAAAAUAGAAGGAAAAAAAGGAAUCACCCUGUCACAUUUUGAAGAGGAGGGUCAAGCUGAGGAUGUUUGAACUGCUUAUUUUUUAGAUAAAAGGUUGAACAUGGGGGAGUCCAAUAAGUUUCAUACAAAUGACUGUGAAUAAAAAAAAACAGAUCAGCAAAAGCUUCCUGAUGUAAGUUUAAAAAGACUAUUUAUUUAUUGACUUAUUUAUUUUCAUUUGUAACUAUGAGACCAUCAGGUUCUUGGUAAUUAAAAGCUGCAUUUAUAAGUAUUUGUGCAAAUUUAAGCCUAUUGCACACCUCACUCUUAUGAUACUACCCUGUUAAUAUCCCUUUGCUAACAUCAUGACAUCACUGACAGGCAUAAAAAAAAAACUUUCCGAACACAAGUGUCUAAUUUCUGCAUAAUCCUUGUCUAAUUUUUGAUAACCAUGUGAUGUUCAAAAUAACAAGCAGUUUUGUUGUUUUGGAAAUCAGCAUGUUCUGUACCGUUUGUCGUAAUUUUUUACGUAGAAUGCUUUGAUUCUGUUUCAUCAUGCAGUAACACAGUUGGAGCUGUUACAGAGGUGUUGUCAGGUCUCCUGUGCAUCUUUCUCACCAUGAGUGUGACUUAACAUUAUAGUAGCGCAUUGUAUCUGUUUGGUUUCUUUACUGUGAGAGAAUCAGAUCUGAUUGAGUUCCCAAGCACCUUCAUUUUUGUCUAAUCACUGUGACACUGUCUUGUCAUUAAG
Molecule: messenger RNA, 3229 nt
Organism: Micropterus dolomieu (smallmouth bass)
Lineage: Eukaryota; Metazoa; Chordata; Actinopteri; Centrarchiformes; Centrarchidae
Gene: csdc2a
Product: cold shock domain containing C2, RNA binding a
Exons: 3
Coding region: 159-632 (157 amino acids)
Biological process (GO): regulation of mRNA stability
Cellular component (GO): cytoplasm
Molecular function (GO): mRNA 3'-UTR binding
Source: RefSeq, a predicted model, not a curated record